AUGGCUUGUCCUCGUGGGAGCUAUCCUGCCGGUGGCUGUAGGAAUUGCCUGAUGUGUACGUCCGUCGUCGCCACCAAGACCACUACAACACUACCUUGCACAUACAGACCAAAAGGACCCCUCCCCGGGCCCAUCAAACCCAUACCCGGCGAACUUCCUGUCGAUUGCCGUUCUCAGCCAGAUGCCCCGAAUCCCCCGAACGCCCCUGCAACUCCUGUCUCCAAAGUCCGUGCCUCGACCGCGAGGAGACGUCUUGCUCUGACAUCCAAACCCGUCAACACGCACCUGGCGGAAACAAUACCUCGUCGUCUCUCCACUGCCGUUCCCGAGUGUUCGUCAUCAGCGCCUUUACCAACGCCUUCAACGUUUUCAGCACCUUCAACGCCUUCAACCUCUGUCCGAAGACCCGAUCCCGGACUCCAUGUAGAACCUACCUCCCCGAGGCUUCACUCCCCUUUGCGUCACUCCGUGACCUUUUCCAACGAUAUCGACCUCGCGCCUGAAUCACAGUUUCAAAGCCCUCCCGCCGGGCAUUUUCGGCCCCAAUUCUUCGACAUGGCUUUCACCGGUGAUAAGAGGACCACUGUCCCCAGGUCCAGGACCAGUCUGCCUGCUGUUGUGGAGGAAGCUCCUCGAAAUCGAUUUCCGUCUUGGUUCUCUCGCGCCAGUGUUUCUGCCCCUACCGCAUCAGCACCCUCAUCGACACCAGCGGUUCCCGAAGCUCGACCACGCAGCGGCUCAUCGGCGUCCAAGAUUGCGGCCGCAGCUGCUCUGUCUCGAUUCAACAUCUUUGGCGCCAUAUCCACUCCUUCUACUCCUACCUCUCCCACAUACGGCGACGAGCUGAUGAAUCUCGACAUUGAAAAGGGUCUCUUUCCCAAUGGAGCUCCUGUUGAAGGAAGCACAUUCUCGCCAUCCUCAUUUAAGAACCUACAAAUGAAUGCCACCGGACUGCUGAGCAAGUUCCAGGCGGCCUAUCAGCAACGCACAACCGAAGUCCAGGAGCUCAAGGCUGAGCGCGAGACGGAAGCAUCCACUAUGAACGACGCCGGGGAAAAGAUUCGACAGCUUGAAAAGAAGCUCGAUGAACAGGCCCGGCAAGCUGCAGAGCGCGAUGCUUUUAUCGAGCAUCUACUCAACCAGCUUGCUGACCAAAAAGACCGCGCGGAUAUGGAGGCUGAGGCAAAUCGCGAAAAAGAGUUGGCACCCUCUGGAGCUUCCACCAUUUCCGAGGACCUGUGUAUCGACGAGGAUCGUCAAAGACGCUGGCGAAAGAGCACUUCGACCUCCUCUGAUGAUGGUAGUGUGGAUGAAGCAAGUGUCUUUUCUCGAUCCCGGAGCCCGACCAUCUCUACCAGCAUCAUGUCAGCAGAUAUCAGCCCGGUCACGACCCCCACAAUUCAGUAUAAGCCAGUCAUUAUUGAGCCUCCACGGGUCAACCGCAACAGCAGCGCUCAAAUGAACCCUAUUCAGAAGCUCUUCAAGGGGAUGACUAGUGAAGCGCCCAGGAAUACAGCCCCUGACACCUGUCGCAAUUGCCAAGGGCAGGAGGCCAGUAUUGCUUGGGAUACAGUCAAUCUUCUCAAGGAUGAAAACAAGGGGCUCAAGCAAAGAGUCGAAGAACUUGAGACAGCUGUCGAGGGCGCACUAGAUGUCGUCAAUGGCUUGGUGUUGUGA
Molecule: messenger RNA, 1677 nt
Organism: Fusarium vanettenii 77-13-4
Lineage: Eukaryota; Fungi; Ascomycota; Sordariomycetes; Hypocreales; Nectriaceae
Exons: 3
Coding region: 1-1677 (558 amino acids)
Source: RefSeq, a predicted model, not a curated record